Molecule: messenger RNA, 393 nt
Organism: Symbiodinium pilosum
Lineage: Eukaryota; Dinophyceae; Suessiales; Symbiodiniaceae
Source: the annotation of a GenBank genome assembly
GCGAAGGAGGCCGAGAAAAAAGCAUUGGUUGAUGCGGAGGCUGCAAAGCUCGGUGCGCAGGAAGCUCUGAACAAGUUGGAGGCUGAUCAGCGUGAGGUUGUUCAGGGCAAAGGGAGUAAGCCGCGUGCCAAGAAGCAGAAGACGGAGCCUGUUGCUGGCGGUGCUGAAGGCGAUGUUGGCCAAGGGGAGGCCGAGAAGAAAGCAUUGGCCGAAGCAGAGGAGCGAAAGCGACGUGAGCAGGAAGCCAAGGAGAAGGAGGAGGCCAAGAAGAAAGCGUUGGCCGAAGCAGAGGAGCGAAAGCGACGUGAGCAGGAAGCCAAGGAGAAAGAGGAGGCCGAGAAAGCAGCGUUGGCCGAAGCGGAGGACCGAAAGCGGGGUUCAGCUCCUGACAAG